Bipolaris oryzae ATCC 44560 is the source of this 936-nucleotide messenger RNA. RefSeq lists its product as uncharacterized. The coding region runs from base 1 to 936 and encodes 311 amino acids. The record is from RefSeq and is a predicted model, not a curated record. Lineage: Eukaryota; Fungi; Ascomycota; Dothideomycetes; Pleosporales; Pleosporaceae. The transcript has 4 exons.
AUGGGCCCGACAAGGCGAUCCGAGCGUGAACGAGCCAUGCAGCGGCCGGUCGCCGCAUCCACGGCGCUUGUGGGCAGAGGGCAGAGCGUGGGUAAUGGCAAUGGUAAUAAUGGGCGUGCGACGUCGGUCGAGCUGCACCGAAAGAAGCAUGGAAAUCUCCCGCUCGCCCAAUGGGUGCGCCUCGCUGCUCCAUGGCCAAUGGGCGGCCCGCAGGUGAGCAGGAUGACAUGGAGGGCCAGCGUCGCCAUGGCAGAUUCCCUGGCAGAGGGCGUGCCAGACGUGUGCCGUUCCCUGGCCGAUGACGAAAGAAUACGUAGUCGGCGGCCGAAUGGGCCUGCCUUGAGUAAGGAUAGCAAAAAUACUGCUACUCCAACUGGGAAACGCUACUCUACUAGCACCACUGCUGCUGCUGCUACUACUGCUACUACUCCUCCUACAGAACUGCACUGCACAUGCACCGCCUCUGACAGGCUGCCGUGGGCCAGUUCACGCGUCUCUGGCGACGGCGGUUGCUGGCCUGUUCGGUUUCCGCACGCACAUGCAAGACCAUGCAGCGGGCAGCUAGCCGCAGUCGCCCAUGUUUGGUACCGAGUGGGCUGCACUGGUUUCCCUUGGAGACGGUCUCCAUGUACACGCUCCACCCUCCACGCUGAACCACUCCGAGGCCACCCUCGUCUCGGCAGCGCGACUCUGAGCGGGGGGGCGCAACGCAAACUCAUCGUUUCACCCCUCCACCUGCUGCGCUACAGGGAGCACCCAUCCGCCAUGGGUCUGAGCCGCGUCGAGCUAGGCGGUUGCUUCUCUGGCAACGCGCUGCACACGGCAACAUGGACCGGCCUGGUGCAGCCAUCUAUCAUGUACAGUAGUAAAGUAGACAUACAUGAAGCAGCAGCCGUCAGACGCACACGGUGCCGUGGUAGAGCAGCCUGCCAGUGA